AUCAUAUUCCCAUUUCCACCAACAAAUCACACCGUUUCUUGCAAAUUUCCCCAUCGUAAAUCCAACUGAAUAUUGCGUAUUUUGAAAUUUGAGGCGACUCAACCUGUAGAUUCAAAAUUUGAACGCUGCAGGAGCAGAAUCAUGAAGUCAAAGCGUAGUCGAUCAUGGUUCUGAAUCUUCAUUUUCCAACAAAUCUUCAUCAAACCCUCUCAAACUGGAUCGCCAACUUCUUCUUCUUCUUCUGCAACAAUGUCUACGACGCCUCUUCUUGAAGCCAUUGCGGUUUUGGUGCUUUUCGGAGCCCUUGGAAUCUCGUGUCGUCUCUCUGUUGCUUCUCCGCUCAAUCACCGCUACAAUGUCGGAGAUCUAAUUCCCUUGUUCGUGAACAAGGUCGGACCUCUGAGCAAUCCCAGUGAGACCUACCAAUACUAUGAAUUACCAUUCUGCCGUCCAGAUCCAUUAGUCCAAAAGAAAGCAACCUUAGGGGAGGCUUUAAAUGGUGAUAGGCUGACUGGUGCCUUGCAUGUGAUGAGAUUUAGGGAAGAUAAACAUUUGGUGACUCUGUGUGAGAAGAAGCUAAACGGUGCUGAAGUUUCACUGUUCAGGGAUGCCAUCAGGAAUGAUUUUUACUUUCAAAUGUACUGUGACGAUCUUCCGGUGUGGGGUUUUGUUGGCAAAGUUGAUGAACAGAGUUGGAUCUUAGACAAGCAGGGUCCAAAAUAUUACCUCUUCACCCAUAUUCAGUUUGAUGCUUCCUUCAAUCGGAACCAAAUUGUUGAAGUUAAUGCUUUUAGCGACCCGAAUCAUGUCAUUGAUAUAACAGAUGAUGUUGAACUUGAUGUUAGGUUCACUUAUUCCAUUUUUUGGAAUGAAACUUCAGCAGAGUAUGGAAAUAGGAUGAAUAAAUAUUCAUGGGCUUCUCUACUGCCCAUCAGUCAGAAAAUCCACUGGUUUUCAUUCCUUAAUUCAGUUGCUAUAAUCAUUCUGUUGAUGGGAUUGCUUACUUUACUUUUUAUGCGCCGUCUGAAGAAUGAUUUGAGGAAGAGCUCUGGCGGUGAUGGAGAGGAUGAACGAGAGGUUGUUUGGAAAUAUCUUCAUGGAGAUGUGUUUAGAUGUCCUCCAAAUUUGCCCCUCUUUUCUGCGGUUUUAGGUGUCGGUACACAGCUGCUGAUUAUGCUUUGCAGUUUAUUUCUCCUGUCGUCUCUGAGAAUCCUUUAUCCGUACAAUCGAGGGACACUAUUCACUUCUAUUAUUUUGAUCUAUUCUCUUACAUCUGUGGUAUCUGGAUAUACAUCUGCUUCUUUCUACUGCCAGUUUAACGAAAAUGGAUGGGAGAAAAGUGUUAUUCUAUCAGGGAUUCUGUAUUUGGGGCCAUCAUUGGUCAUAGUUUCUAUCCUUAAUAUUGUUGCUAUAUCUAAUGGGACUACUGCAGCACUUCCUUUUGGUACCAUUAGAGUGCUUUUUAUGAUAUAUACUUUUAUCAGUCUCCCAUUGCUUGCAUUUGGUGGGAUAAUUGGAUAUCGUUUGAGAUCCGAGUUUCAAGCGCCUUGUGCCACCAAGCGGAUCGUGCGAGACAUUCCUCCAUUGGCUUGGUUCAGAAAACUCCCUUGUCAAAUGUUCAUUAGUGGUCUGUUGUCGUUCAGUGCCGUUGUUCUUGAACUGCACCAUUUGUAUGCAAGCAUGUGGGGGUUCAAAAUUUUCACCCUUCCGAGCACUUUGUUCAUCACAUUCAUCAUCCUUAUCAUACUCACUGCUAUCUUGAGCGUUGGUUUGACUUACAUUCAGCUGUCUGUUGAAGAUCACCAAUGGUGGUGGAGAUCGGUGUUCUCCGGGGGCUCAACGGCCAUCUUUAUGUUUGGAUAUUGCAUAUACUUCUAUGCCAGGUUGAAUAUGAAUGGUUUCUUGCAGCUUUGCUUCUUUGUAGGCUAUAAUGCUUGUAUAUGUUACGCAUUCUUCCUGAUGCUGGGAGUUGUAAGUUUUCGCGUCGCCUUGAUUUUCGUUCGUCGUAUCUAUGAUGCUGUCAAAAGCGAAUGAGUUCAUCGGCCCCAUGUUUGUAUGGGACAACAAAAUCUAUAAAGUAUAUCAAUUAUCAAGUUUGAAUCUCCGUUGGUUAUGGCUC
Cucurbita moschata (crookneck pumpkin) is the source of this 2119-nucleotide messenger RNA. Its product is annotated as transmembrane 9 superfamily member 5-like. Gene Ontology annotation, biological process: protein localization to membrane. NCBI's taxonomy places the organism in Eukaryota, Viridiplantae, Streptophyta, Magnoliopsida, Cucurbitales, Cucurbitaceae. The transcript has 7 exons. Gene Ontology annotation, cellular component: membrane. The coding region runs from base 250 to 2034 and encodes 594 amino acids. The record is from RefSeq and is a predicted model, not a curated record.